UAACCACGUCCCACGAACCGCUCGGCAAACUUACUGAGUUACCGCGGCGAGCUGGCGGGAUAGCGAGCCCCCCCCUGCCACGUUACCGAGCCCCCCGCCGCCAUACCGAGAGCUAAUCAGGGCUCAGGAUGAGCUGGAGUUUUUUAACCCGUCUCCUCGAGGAGAUCAACAACCACUCUACCUUUGUCGGGAAGGUAUGGUUGACGGUCCUCAUCAUCUUCCGGAUUGUCCUGACGGCGGUCGGCGGGGAGUCCAUAUACUACGAUGAGCAGAGCAAGUUCGUGUGUAACACGCAGCAGCCUGGGUGCGAGAACGUGUGCUACGACGCCUUCGCGCCGCUCUCUCACGUCCGAUUCUGGAUCUUCCAGAUCAUUCUCAUCACCACCCCGUCCAUCAUGUACUUGGGUUUCGCCAUGCACCGGAUUGCCCGGCGUCCCGAGGAGCUUCGGCGGCGCCGGAUGAAAAGCGUCAAGAAAAGGGCUCCUGUGGUACACCGGGGGGCUAGGAGGGAUUACGAGGAAGCGGAGGAUAACGGCGAGGAGGACCCCAUGAUCUGCGAAGAGGUGGAGCAAGAGAAAGACGCGGAGGACGGAGACAACAAGAAGCACGACGGGAGGCGCCGCAUCAAAAACGAUGGCCUGAUGAAGGUCUACGUGCUGCAGUUGCUCUUCCGCUCGGCUCUGGAGGUCGGCUUUCUCAUGGGACAGUAUAUUCUGUAUGGGUUUGAGGUCAUCCCGUCCUAUGUGUGCACGCGCAGCCCUUGCCCGCACACCGUAGACUGCUUCGUGUCCCGUCCGACGGAGAAGACCAUCUUCCUCCUCAUCAUGUACGCGGUCAGCGCGCUCUGCCUCCUGUUGAAUCUGUGUGAGCUCUUCCAUCUUGGGGUCGGUGGCAUCUGCGACUCGCUCCGAGAAAAGAACGAGGAGACGGGGAAGCCAGAACUGCCCAAGAAGUCCCCCAGCGCGCCGCCCAACUACCACUCCGUGCUAAAGAAAGGGAAGGUGCCAAACGGGAAACUCUACUCCGACGGCGACGCUUCAGAAGCCUACGAGUUGCCGUCCAUGCAUUCUGGCCUCCAUGAGCUGGACCGGCUACGGCAGCAUCUCAAGCUGGCUCAGGAACACCUUGACCUGGCCUUCCAGAUGAACCCAGCCUCUGACACUGCCCAUGUGUCCCGGAGCAGCAGUCCCGAGGCCAACAGCAUCGCGGCGGAACAAAACCGGCUGAACUUUGCGCAGGAGAAAGGAGUCGGAAGCCACGAGAAAUCCGGUUUGUGAUCUUUGGAGAACUGGGUAGCGGAUGGGGGGGAUUUGAGUUCUGCAUAUCUCACGACAUGACUGGAAUUGAAUCGCCAAGAAAUCUCCCCUCCUCUGCUUGGGAGGGGGGAGAGCUGCACAGAGGAUGGAGAGAAGGGAUCGUUUGGGGGGGGGGUCGGGUUUUGUGAAUGAGCCUCUGUUCAGCGGACUGCUCAAGCUGCAUCUCAUCUCUGGAAAGUUUGUAGUAAUGACCUUUUACCGGUGCCAGCGCGGGUGACCCCGCCGGUUCAUACGGGAUUCUCACACCCUUCUACUUCUAGAAGGCAGCCUUGAAUAUUUUAUACCUUUUUGUGUCCCAUCUACUUAUAUAACUUUAAGUGUCAAACAGCUGUGACGUUUUGUUUUACUAUACCUUUU
Spea bombifrons (plains spadefoot toad) is the source of this 1673-nucleotide messenger RNA. RefSeq names its product gap junction gamma-1 protein-like. NCBI's taxonomy places the organism in Eukaryota, Metazoa, Chordata, Amphibia, Anura, Pelobatidae. Gene Ontology annotation, biological process: cell communication. Gene Ontology annotation, cellular component: connexin complex. The transcript is spliced from 3 exons. Bases 129 to 1277 code for a protein of 382 amino acids. The record is from RefSeq and is a predicted model, not a curated record.